AUGGUCAUGGAUGUUUUCCAGCUCCAACUAAUUUCAGGCAUUAUUGCCUUGUUGGUAGGUGUCUUGCUUUAUCAGUUAAAGAAGACACAUGGUCCUAAUGCAAAGAUCUGCACUGUGCCUCAAGCAGCAGGAGCAUGGCCUAUUGUUGGUCAUUUGCACCACUUUGGGGCUCAUCAACUUACACACAAGACACUUGGGAUGAUGGCUGACAAACAUGGACCAAUUUUCACAAUUAAACUUGGUUCAUACAAAGUUCUCGUGUUGAGUAGUUGGGAGAUGGUAAAAGAGUGUUUCACUGUCCAUGAUAAAGCAUUCUCCACCAGGCCCUCUGUUGCAGCCUCAAAGCUCAUGACCUACAACUCGGCAAUGUUUGGCUUCGCUCCUCAUGGACCCUACUGGCGUGAGAUGAGGAAAUUUACCACUGUUGAGCUUCUCUCUAACCAAAGGCUUGAACUGCUCAAGGAUACAAGAACGUCUGAGUUAGAGGCUUCAACAAGGAAGGUUUACAAGUUAUGGUCAACAGAAGGCUGUCCAAAGGGAGGGGUUUUAGUAGACAUGAAACAGUGGUUUGGGGAUUUGACGCAUAAUAUUAUUCUGAGAAUGGUGGGAGGGAAGCCAUAUUAUGGGGAUAGUACUGAUGAUUGUGCAGAAGGUGAAGCAAGAAGGUAUAAGAAAGCUAUGAGGGACUUCAUGAGUUUGUUUGGGGUGUCUGUGUUAUCCGAUGCUAUUCCAUUUCUGGGGUGGCUAGAUAACAAUGGAUACAAAAAGGCUAUGAAGAGAACAGCUAGUGAAAUAGACACUUUGGUUGGAGGGUGGCUGGAGGAACACAAAAGAAAAAGAGUUUCGAGUACUAAUGGAAAGGAUGAACAAGAUGUCAUGGAUGUCAUGCUGAAUGUUCUGCAGGAUCUUAAGGUUUCCGGUUAUGAUUCUGACACCAUCAUCAAGGCUACUUCCCUGAAUCUGAUUUUGGCAGGAGGGGACAGUAUCAUGGUGGCUCUAACAUGGGCCCUAUCUCUGCUACUAAACAAUAAAAUGGAGCUUAAAAAGGCCCAAGAUGAAUUGGACACUCAUAUUGGGAAGGACAAGAAGGUUGAAGAAUCUGACAUAAAGAAGCUAGUCUACAUCCAAGCCAUUGUAAAGGAAAGUAUGCGGCUGUAUCCACCAAGUCCUAUUAUCACCCUUCGUGCAGCAAUGGAAGAGUGCACAUUUUCAUGCGGCUAUCAUAUUCCUGCUGGCACACGUUUAAUUGUGAAUACUUGGAAGCUCCAUAGAGAUGGUCGUGUUUGGCCUGAUCCUGAUGAUUUCAAGCCUGAAAGGUUCUUGACAAGCCACAAAGAUGUUGAUGUAAAGGGUCAGAACCAUGAGCUCGUCCCUUUUGGUUCCGGAAGAAGAGCAUGCCCUGGGGUCUCACUGGCUCUGCGUGUUGUGCACUUGGUCUUGGCUAGACUCUUACACUCUUUCAAUGUUGCUUCGCCUUCAAAUCAAGGUGUAGACAUGACAGAAAGCAUUGGACUCACAAAUUUAAAAGCAACCCCACUUGAAGUUCUUCUAACUCCACGUUUAGAUACAAAUCUUUACGAGGACUAG
Molecule: messenger RNA, 1587 nt
Organism: Sphenostylis stenocarpa
Lineage: Eukaryota; Viridiplantae; Streptophyta; Magnoliopsida; Fabales; Fabaceae
Source: the annotation of a GenBank genome assembly